This is a messenger RNA of Cadophora gregata, 1494 nucleotides long. RefSeq lists its product as uncharacterized. The transcript has a single exon. Bases 1 to 1494 code for a protein of 497 amino acids. Lineage: Eukaryota; Fungi; Ascomycota; Leotiomycetes; Helotiales; Ploettnerulaceae. Gene Ontology annotation, molecular function: FAD binding; oxidoreductase activity. The record is from RefSeq and is a predicted model, not a curated record.
AUGAACUCCUCGCUCUCACUCAAAGGACUCCUCGUCCACUCUCUCCUGCUCCUCACGCCCGCCCUCACACUCGCCCAAUCACCCCUCUCAUCGUGCCUCACCGACGCCGGAGUCCGCAACAUAAUCGACACAGACACCACCUGGUCAACAGAGACAACACCAUGGCAGCUCCGUCUCAAACCAGAAGUCGACCCCGCAGCAAUGGCCUACCCCACCGAUAAAGCACAACUGGCCUCCUCGCUCGCCUGCGCCAGAAACGCAUCAACCAAGGUCUCCUGUCUAGCAGGAGACCACUCCUUCGUCGCCUUCGGGUUCGGCAAGCCCGGAAACCUAGUCAUCAACAUGGCAGCAUUCAACUCGGUAUCCUUCGACGCCAAGACCAACCUGUAUACCAUGGGUGGCGGUACUCGCGUCGGACCAGCACUGAAAGAACUAUGGGACAGUCAAGGACGGCACUUCCCUCACGUGCGUCACGGCCGCGUCGGUAUAGCCGGGUCCUGCAUCGGCGGUGGUUAUGGAAGCACGUCUCGCUUUCUCGGCACACCAAUGGAUUUCCUCCAUAGCGUCGAGUACAUGCUGUACAACGGCUCCGUCGUCACCGCAGCCGCUGGUUCCGACCUCCUCUUUGCUGCUCAGGGCGCGGGAUCCUCGUACGGAGUCCUCACCUCGCUUACGACCAAAACAUGGAAACCAACAUACACCAACGCAGUCAACUACACGCUCUCCUUCGGGAACAUCCCCAUCACAGACGCCGUCCAAGCAUUCCUCGCAUCGCAAGAAUUCGCCUUGAAUGAAGCGCCUGAUGAGUUAGCGCUGCGCUGGGGACUUAGCAUGCCAUUCAGCGCAACGGGAUACUACUACGGCAACCCCGCUGAUUUCGACUCCAUCAUGAAACCACUGAUGGAUCGCUUCACCGUCAAUGCCACGCUGCAGAAAUCCGAGUUCGACUUCUGGACUAUGGAGACCUUCGUAGCUAACGGCGCGAACCUUCCAAAUGGAGGACCUGAGUCCCCAGGCCGCUCGUUCUACGUCCAGAGUUUGACAACCACGACUGACGCACCGCUGACUGCUCCGCUUGUGCAGACGCUGUUCCAGCGUGUCAUUUCGGAUUUCAAUCGUACUGAUCUCCGACGCUCGGGUCUGAUUGAUCUGUGGGGUGGUGUAUCUCGGGAUGUCGCCGAUGCGGAUACGUCGUAUGCGCAUGGUAACAAUCUGUGGUUGAUUCGUUUCGACACGAAUCUACCUGUUGCGACGAAUGCGUACCCCGCUGAUGGUGUGGCGUAUGCGCAGAGUAUCAUGAAGCCGUUUGAGGAGGCGCUUGUGGCUGCUGAUAUUCCUCUUAGGGGGUUUGCGAAUUAUCGCGAUGGGGCGUUGAGUGAGGCGGAGUGGAGUGAGAGGUUGUAUGGAGAGCAGAAUUAUAGGAGGUUGAAGGAGAUCAAGAAGUUAUAUGAUCCGGAGGGGAUGUUUACUUCGAAUAAGCAGAGUAUUGCUUAA